Messenger RNA from Tarenaya hassleriana, 1241 nucleotides. RefSeq names its product probable trehalose-phosphate phosphatase H. Bases 65 to 1078 code for a protein of 337 amino acids. Gene Ontology annotation, molecular function: trehalose-phosphatase activity. The record is from RefSeq and is a predicted model, not a curated record. The transcript has 11 exons. Gene Ontology annotation, biological process: trehalose biosynthetic process. NCBI's taxonomy places the organism in Eukaryota, Viridiplantae, Streptophyta, Magnoliopsida, Brassicales, Cleomaceae.
UCUCUCUUCAAUCUUAGAAACAGAACUGUUCUCUCUCUUCUCUGCUCUGUCUUUGUUCCCUGAAAUGGUGAGAUUUAUCGAAGACAAUGGCAAAUUGGUGGUGGGGAAGAAGGGACUUAUAACGGAUAAGGAGAUUCUUCAAGAUCUCCAGAUCAACUGCGGAGGUUUAAUCAGUUCUUGGGUCGGUUCCAUGAGAGAUUCUUCUCCAACCCAUCUCAAAUCCUUUGCAAAGCAGUGUUCUUGGAUGACAGAACAUCCAUCAGCUUUGGACACGUUUGAAGAGAUAAUCCAAGCUUCGGACGGAAAGCAGAUCGUGAUGUUUCUUGAUUACGACGGAACUCUGUCUCCCAUUGUCGAUGAUCCUGAUCGAGCUUUCAUGUCCAAGAAGAUGAGAAGAACGGUGAGGAAUCUUGCGAAAUGCUUUCCUACGGCCAUAGUGAGCGGUAGAUGCAGGGAGAAGGUUUAUAAUUUUGUGAAAUUGACCGAGUUGUACUACGCCGGAAGUCACGGCAUGGACAUCAAAGGGCCAGAGAAAGAAUCCGAAUGCAUGAACAAUGAAUCCCUUCUCUGCCAACCCGCAACCGAGUUCCUCCCGAUGAUCGACGAGGUUUACAAACAAUUGGUCGAGAAAACGAAAUCGACUCCCGGAUCCAAGGUCGAGAACAACAAAUUCUGCGUCUCUGUGCACUUCCGAUGCGUCGACGAAAAUAUGUGGAAUGAGUUGGCUCAGCAAGUCCGGUCAGUCUUGAAGGACUACCCUAAGCUCCGGCUCACUCAAGGGAGAAAGGUAUUGGAGAUUCGUCCAAUCAUCAAAUGGGACAAAGGCAAAGCGCUGGAGUUCCUGUUGGAGUCACUCGGAUUUGCCAACUGUGCAGACGUUUUCCCCCUCUAUAUUGGAGAUGACCGUACGGACGAAGAUGCAUUUAGGGUAUUGAGAGAAAAAGGGCUAGGUCUUGGCAUUCUUGUCUCCAAAUUUCCAAAGGAGACCAAUGCUGCUUAUUCUCUGCAAGAACCCGAUGAGGUUAUGGAUUUUUUGCAACGCUUAGUAGAAUGGAAUCAACUGAGAUGCGGGGCAUGAAGACUGCUGUCCGUACAAGAGACUCUUAUCUGAGUGCUUAUAUAGAUUCGAACGUGAUUGUGAAAAAAGAAAAUGUAAAGAAAGUGUAACAAACUAGGGAGAAAAUCAAAUUGAACUCGUGAUUUGAGUCCUUAUUUCUACAUAAGAAUUUUAUGCUUGUCUG